Molecule: messenger RNA, 1040 nt
Organism: Nicotiana tabacum (common tobacco)
Lineage: Eukaryota; Viridiplantae; Streptophyta; Magnoliopsida; Solanales; Solanaceae
Product: GDSL esterase/lipase WDL1
Source: RefSeq, a predicted model, not a curated record
GUGGAACUGUUUCUGGCAUCAAAAGGGAAAAUUUGUUAAGAGAAAAGACAUCAAAAUUUUAAGGGAAAAAAAAUGGUAGGACCAAUUCGUCCAUCGUUCGUCCUAUUUGGGUCAUCAAUAGUGCAGAUCAGCUACUACUUACAAGGUUGGGGUGCAACACUCAAUACCCUCUACGCUCGCAAGGCCGAUAUAACAUUGCGUGGAUAUAUUGGUUGGAACUCAAGGAUGGCUCUUAAUAUUUACGAGAAAGUUUUCCCAAAGGAUGCGGAAAUUCAGCCUGAUCUUGUCAUACUUUAUUUUGGUGGGAAUGAUUCUUGCCAUGCUGAUUUUCCUAACAGCAGUCAUGUCCCUCUUGAAGAAUAUGUUGAAAACAUGAGGAAGAUUGCACUUCAUAUCAAGAGCCUUUCAGAAAAGACUCGUCUAAUUAUGCUUAGCGCUCCUCCGGUGAACGAGGAACAAAUUAUCCAACAUUAUGGCGAUAAUCGAGGUAGAGAUAAUGAGACUUGUCGCAUAUACUCAGAAGCUGGUGUUAAAUUAGCUCAAGAAUUAGGCGUGAAGGUUAUAGACUUUUGGUCGGCGCUUCAGGAACGUCCUGAUUGGUUGACUACGGUCUUCUGGGAUGGGAUGCAUUUAACAAAGGAAGGAAGUGACAUUUUGGUCAAGAAAAUCUUGGAGAUAGUCAAAGAGGCAGAUUGGGAGCCAAGCCUAAAUUGGGAAAAAAUACCAGAUGAAUUUUCUGAUAUUGGUCCUGUCAUGAGCCUUGACUUGCUGAAGGAGCAUAAAUAAAACUGUGCUGAUUACUUGUAUCCCAAAAAGUUAUUUUGGGUGCAUAUUAAAAUAUGCAAGAAUAAGCCAAUUACUAGUCAUUUCCCAUUUUCCUGUUUGAUGUUUUAAACUCUUUUGCAAAAGAGUAAUAAGUGUUCCUAGGAAUUAAGGCUUUGCCUUUUCCUGGAAGGGUUUGUUUUCUUGUAGAAUGCUUUUGUGCUUGCUAUGUAUUAUGGAAAGUUUAUUAAUAUUCGAAUAAAUUAAUGAUUCUGAAA